AAGGACUUGUUGACAAUAUCGAAACUAUAGAAACAAAAUUAAAGAUAAUUACUUUAUUUCGUGAAAAUAACAAUUAUAUACCUCUAACCAGAAUACCUUCAUAUUAUUUUGCAAGAUUUAAAAGAGCAUUGGUUUAUAUAGACAAAUUG
This is a messenger RNA of Racocetra persica, 149 nucleotides long. The record is from the annotation of a GenBank genome assembly. NCBI's taxonomy places the organism in Eukaryota, Fungi, Glomeromycota, Glomeromycetes, Diversisporales, Gigasporaceae.